AUGCAAGUGUCCUCUGUACUUCUCUGCCAGGGCUGUGCCUCAUGGCAGGGGUUUCUGCUCACAGCCUCCCUUUUAACCUGCUGGCACCUGUCUACCACUUCCCAAGUCACCAUUGAAUUAGUGCCACCCCAAGUGGUUGAAGGAGAAGAUGUCCUAUUCCUUGUCCACAAACUGCCAGAAAAUCUUUCGGUCUUAGUCUGGUUCAAAGGGUUGACAGUUGCAAAACAUGCAAUUGCACUGUAUGCAACAGACAUAAGAGAAAUUGUGAAGGGGCUCAUGUACAGUGAUAGAAAGACCUUGUACAGAAACGGGUCCCUGUUGAUCCACAAUGUCACCCAGAAGGACACAGGAUACUACACCCUACAAACCUUAAAUAGAAAUGGAACUAUUGUGUCAAAAUCAUUCUUUCUCCAUGUGAACGCCUUCCUUUGGAACUGUGGGCGCCUUGCUGCCUCUGCACAACCCAGUAUUGAAUCACUGCCACCGAUUGUUCCUGAUGGGAAAGAUGUCAUUCUACAAGUUCGCAAUCUCCCAGAGAAUCUUCUAGGCUUUGGAUGGUUCAAAGGGAUGACCCAGAUCAGGAGUCAUCUGAUUGGCCGAUACAUAAUAGAUGAAAACCCAGGUUUUUCUUUUGGGCCUGCAUACAGUGGUAAAGAGAAAUUGUAUACUGACGGAUCCCUGCUGAUCGAAAAUGUCACUGAGAAGGAUGCUGGACUGUACACCCUAGGAAUUCUGAGUACAGAUAUGAAGAGUGAAGAAGCACAUGUAGAAAUCCAGGUGGAGAGUCUUGUUUUUCAGUGCUGUAACUCUCUGACUACUGCCAAAUUCAUGGUAGAACCUGUGCCACAGUAUGCUUCUGAAGGAGAAAGUAUUCUUCUUCUCGUUCAUUAUCUGCCAGAAGAGGUGAUAUCCUUCUCCUGGUACUACUCAACGUAUACAGUCCCAACCUUUAAAAUUGUAGACCACCAUGUAAUCUGGAAUAUCACCACCUGGAGUGAUGCAUACAGAGAAAGAGGGAUGGUGUAUGCCAGUGGAUCCCUACUGCUCCUGGACGUCACUGAAGAAGAUGCAAGAAUGUACACACUAGAAACUUUAAACAUAGAUAACAAGGUUGAAAGAGCACAUGUGCAGUUUUAUGUAGACAAGCCUGUGACAGAGCCCUUCAUUCGAAUAACUGACACCACAGUCAAAGCAAACAGAUCUGUGACAUUCUCCUGUGUUUCACCGGACACCAGAAUUUCCAUCCGUUGGUUCUUCAAUAACCACAAUCUGCAGCUCACAGAUAGGAUAAAGCUGUCUCCAUCAAAGUGUGGACUCAGAAUAGAUAAUGUUAGAAGUGAGGAUGCUGGAGAAUACCGGUGUGUGGUCAUCAACAGAGCUGGUAAAGGAGUGGGCAGUCAGCCAGUCAGGUGGCCAUGA
Grammomys surdaster is the source of this 1419-nucleotide messenger RNA. Its product is annotated as pregnancy-specific glycoprotein 22-like. NCBI's taxonomy places the organism in Eukaryota, Metazoa, Chordata, Mammalia, Rodentia, Muridae. The coding region runs from base 1 to 1419 and encodes 472 amino acids. Gene Ontology annotation, biological process: signal transduction; regulation of immune system process. The record is from RefSeq and is a predicted model, not a curated record. Gene Ontology annotation, molecular function: protein tyrosine kinase binding. The transcript has 5 exons. Gene Ontology annotation, cellular component: cell surface; plasma membrane.